CGUGGUUGAGUGCGAUUGUGCGGUUGACGAGUACGUGUCGGCUGCAGUUUCGCGAUAAGUAGUGCGAAUUCUCGGGGAUACGCACGUGUGUGCAUCGCGAGGGAUCUCGCCGCGUUCGCGUACAGUUCGUUGCGCACGAUUAAAGUAAACCGAGAAAGCGAUUGAAACAUGGUAGUGCUUAGCAGUUUCCUGCCACCACAGGAAGGGAUACGUCAUGAAGAACCAAACACCACAGUUUAUAUCAACGACAGAGAAGUUGGAAAAGGAACAUUCUACAUUACAGAAAGUGUGCUUUCAUGGGUGAACAACGACACACAACAAGGGUUUUCACUUGAAUAUCCUCAUAUUUCACUGCACGCCAUUUCACGAGAUGAACAAGUGCAUCCAAGACAAUGUUUAUACGUUAUGGUUGAUGCCAAAGUAGAUCUCCCAGAUAUGCCAUUAUCGUUAUCAUCUGAAAAUGCCUCAGAAAACGAAGACGACGAUACAGAUACUCCAAUUACGGAAAUGCAAUUUGCACCGGAUAAUACAAAUAAUUUAGAAUCAAUGUUUCAAGCAAUGAACGCGUGCCAAGCACUCCAUCCUGAUCCACAGGAUAGCUUCUCAGAUGAGGACAUCUAUGAGGAUGCCGAGGAGGACUACGAGGGCGAAUAUGAUGAGGAAGUAGGCGCUGGCGACGCUCCUUGUAUCAUGCCAACAGAGCAAAUGGGGACCACUCAUCCAGGAGCAGAGACGGAAGAAGCCAUGGACGUCGAGGCAGGUCAAUUCGAAGAUGCGGAGGAAGAUCCAUAAGAAGCGACUAGGCAUAUAUGUGCAUUUAGUGUUAAUUUAAACGUUUAUCAAUUUCAUAUAUGUAUUUCGGUAGAUAUACGUGACGUCGUUAUUGCAAACUUACUACGGAGCUGUAUCAAACGUUAAAGCACCUAAACGUUUAUUUAUAUUCAUUUUGUACAUGGCGAUAAUUUCUUAGAUAAAAAUAAAUAAUUGUACAUCAA
Messenger RNA from Linepithema humile (Argentine ant), 995 nucleotides. RefSeq names its product chloride nucleotide-sensitive channel icln (gene icln). Gene Ontology annotation, biological process: spliceosomal snRNP assembly; chloride transport; mRNA cis splicing, via spliceosome. Gene Ontology annotation, cellular component: cytosol; spliceosomal complex; pICln-Sm protein complex. The record is from RefSeq and is a predicted model, not a curated record. Lineage: Eukaryota; Metazoa; Arthropoda; Insecta; Hymenoptera; Formicidae.